This is a messenger RNA of Nycticebus coucang (slow loris), 7153 nucleotides long. It is a transcript of the gene MLPH, whose product is annotated as melanophilin. Bases 204 to 1910 code for a protein of 568 amino acids. Gene Ontology annotation, molecular function: myosin binding; actin binding; small GTPase binding. The record is from RefSeq and is a predicted model, not a curated record. Gene Ontology annotation, cellular component: cortical actin cytoskeleton. Gene Ontology annotation, biological process: intracellular protein transport. NCBI's taxonomy places the organism in Eukaryota, Metazoa, Chordata, Mammalia, Primates, Lorisidae. The transcript is spliced from 15 exons.
CAGGUCCGGACCACGCCAGACGCCCUGCGCCCUGCGUCCUGCCUGGCCAGAACCGCCCUGCCUCGCCCCAGCGAGCCCUGACCCGACGCCCUGCGUGGUCGCCCUCCUUUCCCUGGCUGGACUGGAGACAGAAGCGCUGGAGCUGACCCAGGGGCUGAGCAUCCCCUGGAGAAGGUCCGGUGUGACCCUGACAAGAGGCAGAAAUGGGGAAAAAACUAGAUCUUUCCAAGCUCACUGAUGAAGAGGCCAAGCACGUCUGGGAAGUUGUUCAGCGCGACUUUGACCUUCGAAGGAAAGAAAAGGAAAGACUAGAGGGAUUGAAGGGCAAGAUUAAGAAGGAAAGCUCUAAAAGGGAGCUGCUCUCCGACACCGCGCACCUGAACGAGACCCACUGCGCCCACUGCCUGCAGCCCUACCGCCUCCUUGUGAACAGCAAAAGGCUGUGUCUGGACUGUGGCCUCUUCACCUGCAAAAGCUGCAGCCACGCCCACCCGGAGGAGCAGGGCUGGCUCUGUGACCCCUGCCACCUGGCCAGAGUGGUGAAGGUCGGCUCUCUGGAGUGGUACUAUGAGCUCGUCAGAGCCCGCUUCAAGCGCUUUGGGAGUGCCAAAGUGGUCCGGUCCCUGCACGGGCGGCUGCAGGGUGGAGGUGAGCCUGAGGCAAGCCCUGGAGAGAAAAGUGGAGACAGUGAGCAGACAGAUGAGGACGGACAGCUGGACUCAGAGGCCCAGGCCCAGCCCCUUGGCAGCAAAAAAAAGCGCCUCCUGUCCUUCCAUGCCCUGGACUUCGAGGCAGACUCGGACGACUCCACUCAGCCUCCAGGCCGCCCCCUGAGCCCAUCCUCCUUCCCCACGGCCACGGACAGCCUGCAGUCCCUCACAGAUGAGCCCGGCUUAGGGGAGGCGACCCCCCAGAUGGCUGUGGGCCUGGACAAGGCUGGCACAGUGGCCUCUGGGUGCCACUCCCACCCAGAAGAGCAGCUGGACAGUCUCUCCCCGUCCGGACAGGAUGCCCUGGCUGAGCCCUGCCUGCCUGGAGACCCUCACAGGAUGGCCCUGGGGAUUGUUGCUGCACCAGGGAUGCACAUCCCGGGGAGCGAGCGGCUGCCCCCCCAGUACCUGGCCGACGUGGACACCUCUGAUGAAGACAGCAUCCAGGCUCACAGGGCCACCUCCCUCCACUCCAAAAGGCGAGGCCAGACGUCAUCCCAGAGUCAGAGUGUGGCUGCCAGGGCUCCCGGAGAUGCCAACAUGGAAGAGGAGGCCCUAAAGAGAAAGCUGGAGGAGCUGACCAGCAACAUCAGUGACCAGGGAGCCUCCUCUGAGGAAGAGGAGGGGGAGGACAGAGAGGCAGAGCUGGACAGGGGCACCUCUACCAAUGCCCUCCCCUUGGCGGGCCUGGAGGUGUGCUCAGCUGCAGGCCAGACGUACAGACCAAAAAAGAGCCCUCAGGACCUCGGAGACCCUGUCCAGCACAACAGGACUACAGACGAGGAGCUGUCAGAGCUGGAGGACAGAGUGGCAGUGACCACCUCCGAGGUGCAGCAGGCAGAGAGCGAGGUCUCAGACAUAGAGUCCAGGAUCGCAGCCCUGCGGGCCGCUGGGCUCACCGUGAAGCCAUCGGGAAAGCCCCGGAGAAAGUCCAACCUCCCAGUACUUCUUCCUCGAGUUGCUGGGAAACUUGGCAAGAGUCCGAAGGAUCCGACCGCAGACCCCUCAAAGGAGGUCAAGGCAAUAGCUGUGUCCUCUCUUCCAAGGAGAAAGCUCACUAAUUCCCCUAAAAAUGAAGACGAUGAUUCUUUUGAUCGGAAAUCAGUGUACCGUGGCUCCCUGACACAGAGAAACCCCAACGGGAGGAAGGGGAUGGCCAACCACGUCUUUGCGAAACCCGUGAUGGCGCACCAGCACUAAUGGGGGAGGUUCAGGGCAGAGCAGCAGGGCAGCCCUGUGCCGUUUGCCCCCACCCUGGCCACCGUGUCCCUCAUUGGUUCUGCACUUCCUGCUAUACAUGGGCACCUUCCAGCGAGAAACAAGGAGCUCCCACCCCCACCUGCAAGAUGACGGCGGACCUCAAUUCUUCACCGUUCACCCAGGCUCACCAGCGACUUCCAAGGCCACCCCAUCAGACAAUGUUGGCUGAACUUUUUGAAGGACGCGGAAGACCUCCUCCACUUCCAUCUUGUCCCCCCUUCACUCUUGGCUUUCCUCUGUUGCUUUCAUGAAUGGAAUGGAGAAGAGAUGACUCACAAAGGACCAACCGUGUGUAUUCUUGACUGUGACUCUUGACUGAGUGUGGGCAGCUGUGGGGGGGGGGGGCGUGAUUGGAAAUCAGGUAUCCAGAUGGUCACUGAGCUAACAACCAGCUGAGUAAUGAGGGAGGAGUAGACACCCCUGUCCUCCACUCCACAGACACCCCUUCUGCAAGUCCCCUGCAGUCCACAAACCAGAAGUUACACUGCAGCCAAGGGAAGAGAGCUCGUGGGUAGUCACAAGUGAGCAUGUGAUCGGGGCCCAGAAGCAGAUGCAGAGGGCUUGCCGGGAGAGGGAGCUGAUGGAGCUCUGGACAGGCAGGGGGAAGGCUUGGGUCCCAGCCCAGCUCUGCCUCUUCACAACAUGGAUCUGGUGGGACAGAGGACAGAAGUCAAAGCGCUGGGGGGGAGGCAGAGAUCAGCCAGCCACUUGCCACUGGUUCCACAGAUGAUCUCUGAGCGCUCCCCCUCAGACAGCUGGGUCUCAGAGCUAUUUCUGGAUGUCUGUGUGGCUCGUCUAGUUCUAAGGGGAGCCCACAGGGAGUCUCCAGAGCUGUCUUUGAGCAUCACAGCAGUAAUCACAUCUCACCCUUACUGAGGUUCGCCUCCCACAGGGCCCAGGGGCUGCACCACCUCUGUCAGAGGCAGGGGUGUGGAAUGCUACCUCCUUCAGAAUCAAACAGGUAGCAGAAACAAGGGUCAGGUCUUGUGUCUUAACCAGGGGUUGACCAAGUUAAGGGUCUCUUGCUUUCUCUGAGUUUGAUGUCUCAAUCGAAUUAAAGCUAAGGGCUUGGCACCUGUAGCUCAGCAGCUAGGGCACCAGCCACAUAUACCAAAGCUCACGGGUUCAAACCCAGCCCGGGGCUGCCAAACAACAAUGACAACUACAACCAAAAAAUAGCCAGGCGUUGUGGUGGGUGCCUGUAGUCCCAGCUACUUGGGAGGCUGAGGCAAGAGAAUCACUUAAGCCCAAGAGUUUGAGGUUGCUAUGAGCUGUGACACUACGGCACUCUACUGAGGGUGACAUAGUGAAACUCUGUGUUAAUUAAAAAAAAAAAAAUUAAAGCUAAGGUUCAAAUCCCAAGUGCUUUGCUCGGCACCAGGAACAUCUACAUCUUCAAGAAACACAUGAGCACACAUUAACCACUGCUUUUCUGACUCCUUGUAGCAUCAAAUAAGAAGGUGGAGCCAUUUUUAUAUAAUACCCAGCAGGAAUUAUAAAUUCCAUUCUUUGAAAGGAUUCCUCGGCAUUCCUUUCCUAGCAGUUGGCUAUUCAGAGGUGUCCUCUAUGAAGCUACACAUGACAGGUCAGAGCCCACUGAGGCAGUGUGAACGGAGCAGUGCUGAAGCUGCUCUUGGUUUCCAGCCAAAGAUUGAAGAAGUCAGGGGUUUCUCUGUGACUCCAGAUGGAGAUAGAGACAGGAUUUAAAAGAUUUCUCUGAAGUCUUAUCCAAUGUGUCCAACACGUUUCAGUCCUGCCCCCACUUCACCAAGGAUUCCUGGCCUCACUGCACAUUGUUGGAGCAGAGCACAGUGUGACAGGCUAUGUCUCCCAGGUCUCAUCAGGGAUCAAGCCAGCCAUGCAUUACAGUUGCAGUGUUUGCCAUGAUUUCAUAUCAAGCCAUUGCUUCAGUAAGUUCCAAGGACUUUCACUUUCCAGCAACUCUCUCCAGAACAACCUGCUUUCCUGGGGGCCAAAUAAUCUAUCCCCAAAGGCGAGAUGGGAUUGUCCCAUGCUGGGCUUCUGAGACCCCAGCUCCUGCACUCAGCAUGUGGGUAGAACCUAGUAAUCUUUACUCACACUUUGAGUGCCUCCUAUCCCCAGAGUUAUUACAUACGAAAAAUCUGUUUACUUCAUUGGGAUAAAACAGAAAAGGUAGAUAUGCAAAAGAAAAGAGAUAAACAAAAGAAGUCACAAUUAUCUACCAACCAGCAAGCACUAUGAACCCCCUCCAGACACUCAUCACCCAAACAUGAUGGCCCAUCCCAAACGUGACCUCACAUGCGCAGCCUCUCAGGAAGGAGCUUGCCACAGAGAGAGGUGUUUUGCAUGCUUCUGCUGCCCAGAUUCCCCUGAAAACAUCCACAGCAAAAUCUUCUCAUAGGCAGCUUCACUGGUACGUGAACAAACAACUUCUCAGGUACCUCCGUGGCCAUGGAGGUAGCUCAACAGCAUCCAGGCUUAAGUCCCCAAGGAAGUGGUCAUGCUGGGGAAAGGAGUAUUUUGCUGCCUCACUGCCAAUACUUAUAACCAUCCUGAUGGUUAAUUUCACAUGUCAAUUUGUUUAUGCUGUGGGUACCUUGAUGUCUGGUGAGACACAGCUGAGAUGUUGCUGUGAGGGUAUAGUUUAAAUGUGAUUAAUAUCUGCAUCAGUCAACUGCAAGUAGAGUGGUGACCUGCUGUGAGGUGGGUGGGCCUUACCCAAUCAGAAGAAGGGGUUCUGCCCCCAGAAGCCUCCAGACACCAGCUGCAGCAUCAACUCUGCCAUGCCUCCCUGCAGGACUCAGGCUCGCCAACCCCCACCAUCUCAUAAGCCAAUUUCUGAGCAUAAGUCUCUCUGUAUCCUCUCUCUGUGUGCUCACACGCGUGCACACACACAUACGCACACACCCUAUUGAUUCUGUUUCUCAACACACACUGCCUAUAAAAGAGCCUUGUGUGGUGUCUUGCAUGGCACUGUGUUUGAAGCUUGGAAACUGGUGACAUGGGAGCCACAUGAGAGGGUUGGGGACACCAUUUCCUUUGAGCACAAAUUCAAUGACAAGUCCCAGGGCCACAGCCUCUUGGGGCAGGAAGAGACUGUUCUGCUCUCUCUAAGACCUCAGUUUCCAGAUGACUCAUCCUUCAAAAACCACUUCGUAAUUUACCAAGGUGCAGGCUUUUUUUAAUUUGUCGCUAAUUUGAGAAGCCAUCUGAGUCAGCAACAGCUUUGCAGCUAAUGGCAUGUCCUCCUGACUCAGGUGGCUUCCUAGCCCCAGGUCCCCUCUUCCCUGUCAGGUAGCGCAGCGUCUUUCUGGGAGUCCGGAAGAAUCCUGUGUUCGGGAAACACAUUGGGAUGUGAGGGCUAUCUGGCUGCGACAUCUGUCACCCCAUUGAUCACGAGGGUUGAUUCGGCUGAUCUGGCUGGCUGGGCGGGUGUCCCCUGCCUCCCUCACUGCUCCAUGUGCGUCCCUCCCGAAGCUGCGUGCUCGGUUGAAGAGGAUGACCUUCCUCAAUAGAGGAGGACCGUCCUUCGGUCAAGGGUAUCCGAGUAGCUGCGCUCCCCUGCUAGAACCUCCAAACAAGCUCUCAGGAAGCACACCAGCCAGAGCCAGGGCUCCAGCUUCUUCCAGGAACAAGGACAUCAGUUUACUCACACACAGAUUUCUGGAGCCCCAGAUUAGUUCCCUGGGGCUGCUGUAAUGAAGUACCACAAGCUGGGUGGAUACAACAGAAAUCUACUCUCUCCUAGUUCUAGAGGCUGCACGUCCAAAGUCAGGUGUGAGCAGAGCUGUUCCAUCUGAGGGCUCUGAGGGCAGGAGGCCUUCACCUCCUCCAGCUGUUGGGGGCCAUCCUGGGAGUCCCCGGCUUGCAUCACUCCAAUCUCUGCCUCCAUCUUCACGAGGCCUUUGCUUUGCUCGUGUAGAGAAGAAAAUACAAUCUCUUUCCCUCACAGCUUCUCCUGAAAACAAAAGCCAGACUGACAAGAGAAAAAGCAGCAGAGGUUUCUUUACCCAAGUCGUACCCGUCGCAGGGAGAGGCCUCGGAGCCCUGGCGUAGGGGCCUGGCUUACAAACCAUUUCAACCAAGGGCCAUACAUCCUAUGUGGUGACAAGAAAAAGAAAAGGCCAUUCUGGGCUUCCAAAAGCUGGAAAAUGUGGAAAGGUGAAUUUAUGGGAAGAGUAAAGUCUGCUCAGGGAUGCUCUGGCGGCUGCCUGUGAGUAGAGUGUUCUGGGCGUUUUCACCUUCUUCAGCUCAAUGCCUCGUGUCGCAGAGAGGAAUAUUUUGGCUUCCUUCAUAUGUCUCUGCAUGUCUGUCCUCCUCUUAAAAAGACACCAGUCAUUGGACUCAGGGGCCACCUUAAUCCAGUAUCACCACAUCGUAACUGGCCACACGCAGAGACCCUGCUUCCACACCAGGUCACAUUCUGAGGCUCUAGAUGGAAUCUAUUCCACCCACUAAAAACCAACCCCAAUGCAACAAAGCCGUAGCCGUCCACCUUGGUACGGCUGCUGUUUACCGGGCACCUGCUGUGUGCUGCAAAGUUGUUGUGCUAAGGGUGGAAGCCCAAAGCCCUAAACUGGGACCUGCCCCCUAAAGAGUAGGAUCCUUCCCCACUCACAUGAGGGUUUCUCAGGGGCAUCUCUUCUACUGGGGCUCCUUCCAUCCAGAAGCAGAAACCCACUCACACCAGCCUGAGGGAAACCCAGCGAUCCAGGCUCUGAGGCGGUGCCCCCCCACCGCCUCUCCCACCCUCGUUUUCCCUAUGACUGUGACUGCCCCUCGGAUCUUUUAGCCGUGGCCCCUCCCAGAAGCCUUUCUGCCCCAACUCUCGGGGACUGUUCUCUGCCAGUGGCCAUAGCUCAUUGUUCCAGACACCCCAGAGACCAAGAGCAGGGCCCUGUGCAUCCUAGGUGCUGGCCAGCCUAGAGGUGGCCAUGCCUGGAUGAGCAGGGGAACGGGUCACUUUGUCCCAUUAUAUGGCCCAGUGAUCCCACAUGGUUCUCUGGUUCUCCCAUUUUACACAGCAGGUUUCACUCCACAGGGCAUGAGGGUGUCACUCCGUAACACACACACUGCGGGGAAGGGGCCAUCAAACCUCAGACACCCCCUUAGCGUAAGCAUGGCUAUUUUAGUGAGGGACCAUUUAGAGGAAUUGGGCCCAGAAGUCAAAUGAACUGAGACAAAGGUCAAAUCACACAACA